AUGCGUUUGAGUCAACGGUAUCUGCUUUUGCAUCAUUCGGUUGCCGUCGCCGGCGAGUCGGAGGUAGAAGUCGGCGCUGACGGCCACCCCGUCGGCGUCCAUCGUCAGGAACCACUGAACAACAUCGAUACGGCAGCCCUCCAGCGGUUCGCGAGUAGCGUUAAGCGCGACCCCAUCGCCCAAAAAAGUCUGAACGGUGUGGCCGACAACGUGAGGGCCGCGGCCGAGGCUCACGGACCCAAGUUUUACGUGAUGUGGGAUAUCAGCGGUUGGACUAACUUCGCCACCGAACUCAUCGAGGACUACGACACCAACAUCAAGCGCCUGGUGUCCAGUAAGGCCUACGCCCACCAGAACGGCAAACCCGUGGUCUGCAUCUGGGGCUUAGGGGUCAGCGGUCGGCCUAAUAACACCGCGGGAGCCAUCGCCCUCAUCGCGCACCUUAAGAAAGAGGGUCUGUAUGUGGUGGGCGGUGUGGCCAAGCAGUGGCGCACCGACACCACCGCCUGGAAGGACGUCUACACGAAGCUCGAUAUGUUGCAGCCCUGGACGGUCGGCAGCUUCGGAAACGUCAAGGGGGCCGAGGAUUACAAAAAGACAUUGGAGGCCGACCUCACUCUACUGAAGCAGCAUAACAUAGACUAUCAGCCAGUUCUAUUUGCGGGCUUCACGUGGGCUAAUUGGCAACCAAAAGCCGUACGCAAUCAGAUCCCGCGUGAGCAUGGUGACUUUAUGUGGCGUCAGUUCGUGAACGUGCGAGAGCUGGACAUCCCGUCGUGUUAUGUGGCGAUGUUUGACGAGUACGACGAGGGGACGGCCAUCGCAAAGGCGGCCGAGAAUAAGUCAAUGAUUCCGACAGACCAGUGGUUCCUGACGAUGGACGCCGACGGGGUGGCCGUCAGCGCCGACUUCUACCUUCGACUCGCCGGCGAUGGCAACCGAAUGAUGCAAAAGCAGAUACCGUUGACUCAAACGCAUCCCACAAAACACUACCCUGAUUAAAUAUUAUGUCAUUAAAAAUGUGGGUG
Messenger RNA from Oppiella nova, 1028 nucleotides. The record is from the annotation of a GenBank genome assembly. Lineage: Eukaryota; Metazoa; Arthropoda; Arachnida; Sarcoptiformes; Oppiidae.